UAUUUUAAUCUAAAUUCUACAUGUCCGAAACAAAGCAUUUUAGAUUCGGGAUAAGCAAAUAAACAGCAGCCAUCAAUGUACGGUACUUUGCUGUAUUCUCGUUCUCUCCGCUAGGUGGCAGUGACAGCUACUAAUGUGACAUUAGCUACUAAUCGGUGAAGAAGAACCCGAAAGAGCGUAGAAGAAGAAUGAAAGGCCAGGUUGCUGUAUACUUCACAGUGAUGUGAUUGGAAGUGCUCUUUUUUCAGAAAUGAGCCACCAAACACCGCUCGUGUUUUCCAGCAAGGCGCAAUUCCGUGUCCACACAGACUCACACUGAGCUGUCUUCACCGAGACCAUGGUCGAUAACCGCUACGCUACAGCUCUGGUCAUCGGCUCCGUGCUAAGCUUGCUGGCGGCUGUCUACCUCUCCGUGGCCGUGGGGACCCAGCACUGGUACCAAUACUGCAGCCCAGCAGGCGGACAUGACAGUACUAACGCCACCACGCUGAGAGAUGACUUUAUCAAUGGCGAGUUUGAUGAGAAGACCUCCAGCGAGACCUUGUACCACCUCAACGGCACCCUGGGACUGUGGUGGAGGUGCAUCCUGGUGCCCAGCCAGUCCCACUGGUUCAAGGAGCCAGAUCCCAAGUUAGAGCUGCAGUGUGUGAGCUUCACUCUUCCCCAGCAGUUUUUGCCCAAGUACAAACACCCUGGAAACCACAAUAGUGAAGAGGAUCUGCUUAGGACAUAUUUGUGGAGGUGCCAGUUUCUCCUGCCUCUGGUGUCUCUGGCCUUGGUGUUCCUCAGCAGCCUUGUAGGUGUCUGCGCUUGCCUGUGCCGCAGUUUCAAGCCCACUGUGGUUGUAGGAGUGCUGCAUCUUCUUGCAGCUCUGUGCUCUCUUGGUGGCGUCUGCUGCUUCAGGGCCAGCGUGGAUCUUCUCCAUCAGUAUGCCAUACCUCCCGAGGGGGUGGAGUCCUCAAUGGGCUGGUCCCUCUACCUCGCCCUCAUCUCCUUCCCUCUGCAGAUGAUGGCGGCCGCUUUGUUCCUCUGGGCGGCUCGCAGUCACCGCAAGAACUACACACGCAUGGUCGCUUACAGAGUGGCCUAAAAAGGACAAUAGUCCUUUUUAAAAAUACAAUUCUAUGGCGUCUCAGGGCAUCUGAAGUCCAUUUGUAGCCAAUCAUAAAUGCUGUUAAUGGCUGUUAUCCAACAUCCAUUUGUGGUGUCUCUUCUGUACUUUUAUUGCUUCUUUGCAGCCUUUCCUCUUAUAAUGCAUGCUAUUAAUGUUGAAUUAUUUAUUACUGGUGUUGCUGUGGAGAUUGCCUUCUUUUCGGUUGCCAUCCAUUUUGCUCUUAACUCUACUGAAGCUUCUGAAUUGCACCUGCAACUUUAGCUUUUUCACCCCAAAGUGUCAUUAUCCAUAACAUGCAUGCAUUUUUUUUAUAACUCUAAUCUGUGGUGAAUUGUCAUCACUUCAAAUGUACACUCGUACCUGUAUUUAAAAUACUUCAUAUAUCUAAUGUCAGUGAUUAAAACUGAUGAGCAUCCGUAUGCUCCUGCCAUUUGUCCCUUUUUGUAAAACCACUAGUAAUGUAUAGCAGUCCUGGCUGGUGUCACGUCUGUACAAGCCUUUUCAUUAAAAGAGGCUGACAUUUUGUAUAGUAAAAAAAAAAAGGUUCAACCUGUUUGUGUGAAAAUGUACUGUAAAUUCAAAAAUAAUUUGUUUGACAUAAUUUGACAGCUAAAUAUGUCAACAUCCGCUCUGUUUUAUAGUUUAUUCUGAAGCACAUUUUUUUCGGCACAAAUAAAUGGGACUUUUGCUGAAUUGUGCAGUUUGUUUCCUGCUUGGAAAACAUAUCAAAUCAUGUCAUUCUCAGCCAUAGGGUAAUAAAAUUUUAAUCAUUAACAUUCAUUUUCAAUGAAAACAUUCAAGUUCCAUAAACAUCAGAGUAACUGCUAAAUUCAAAAUAAUAAAAUAAUCUGCAUUGUG
Messenger RNA from Doryrhamphus excisus (bluestripe pipefish), 1972 nucleotides. RefSeq names its product claudin domain-containing protein 1. The record is from RefSeq and is a predicted model, not a curated record. Gene Ontology annotation, cellular component: membrane. Lineage: Eukaryota; Metazoa; Chordata; Actinopteri; Syngnathiformes; Syngnathidae.